Molecule: messenger RNA, 5111 nt
Organism: Saccostrea echinata
Lineage: Eukaryota; Metazoa; Mollusca; Bivalvia; Ostreida; Ostreidae
Exons: 18
Coding region: 155-4972 (1605 amino acids)
Molecular function (GO): protein binding
Source: RefSeq, a predicted model, not a curated record
UAAAUAAACAAAGUGAUCAGUAGUGGUGGAAUUGUGUGCCGAAUGUGACUGAUUUUAGAUUGGUGGGCUGGCCUGUUACAUCGUAAGGCAGGGUAAUGGAAAUAUCUGAUUUUCUGUUUUAGUGGUUGGAUAUUGGACCAGACUCACUAGGUGUAUGUGGAGGAUAAGAAGAGACAGGGGACCACAGUGUGAACAUGUAAACUCACAGAUAAACCAUGAUCAGUCACAGACCUCAGACAUAUCUAGUCUGCACAAUGAAGAUAGUCCAGCCACCAUGAUGGGGAGACAACCUUUAAGGGAAAAACUGUUAAGAGUGUGGUUUGGCGUAGAGUCCAGCAGAGGAAGACGGCGGCCAUUGCCCGCCCCUGUAAUGGUGUGUGUAGGGGUGAUCCUGAUGGCAGCAGCUGUGUGUGCCAUCUCCUCCCUCUCCUACAAUUACUACCUCAGAAUCAGGGUCCCCCCAGAUUCACAUAUCCGUAGAAUUCGAUCUUACAGUGAAAACCCCUCUAUUUCUGCUAUUUCUAUCAGUAGUAACAGCAUGGCACUGGUUACCCGAGUUCAUAUCAUGGAUGUAAAAGCCAUGUGCAGGACUGACCCAACACGAUGUGAGACAUAUGCUAUCUGUGACACGCUCCAAGGUGCUUUGAACUGUCGAUGUAAAAGAGGCUACUUUGUUAAAAAUAGGGAGUGUUCAGCCUGCUCCACGUCGUGCCCAGAUGGUUAUUACAUGACACACCAGUGUUCUGCUCAUCAGGAUCUUGUUUGUAGAGAGUGUACCAAAUGUAAAGGUUCAACUUAUGAGGCUGCCAAAUGUUCUAGUACACAGGACACGAUAUGCAUGAAUGUGAAUUUUCCAGUGACCAAUGUAAGGUGGGAAGCUACCAUCCGUGAGCCCAAUAAUUCAACUUCCGUCUCCAUUUCCUCUUCAAACAAUGUAUUUAUGGAGUGUCUGGAGAAUGUCAGAGACAAGGAAAUCCCUCUACCCCUCAACAGUAACCAGAUCCAAAUGGAGUUUCCCAUUAUCCGGAAGUCGGGUCUGGAGGUCAAUGUUAAGGUGUCCCAGACCUACCUCAUUCCGGAGUAUGUGGAUCUGGAUCACGAGGAUGAUGCCCCGUUCUUCUUCCAGAACAAGUUCAGUACAUACAACAUGAAGAAGAGAAUGAGAUUUAUACAGGACAACUAUUGCAGGGACGUGGUGCCUGACUAUUACAAGGUCAUUUUGAACAUUCUUCCUGAUCACUAUACAGUAGCCAGAAUGGACACCUGCCAGCCUACAAAGAGUGACCCCUGUCCAGAGGGAGUGAAGGAGGGAGACCCGUACCUCAAUAGGAAACUCUACAUCAAGUGUCCAUAUUCUGAUGGAAAGGAAUCCAACUUCUCCCAGUUGUUUCAAAGUACCAACAUGAUGUAUUGCUCCCUCCCUAACAGCCUUCUGACAAAUACAUUUGGAUUGGAGGGAACUAAGGUCACGACCCUUAACUUCCCCACCCAGGAGUGCAAACAAAGCAUGGAGCUAUGUCAGGAGUGCCAGCAGCAGUGUGAACAAAAAUCAUCCUCUGCAGAUGACAUUACGUGUUGUAGAGUGACAUGUUUCAGUAAGCGGACAUGUCAAAAGGCGUUCAGUGAAGACUGUCCACAAAGACCUAUAGAGUGUGCCAGAGGCGAUGUAUACAGAUACAGCAUUGAGCCUGUGUUUAAGUCCUUGGAAAAGAAAUUCACAUGUCAUAUGAAGUACAGAAAGCCUCCGAAGCUGUACAAAGUGAGCUAUACUGUGAAGUUGCCCUCUAUCCAGCAUACAUUUAAGACAAGGUACUUCUCACCUAAAGUUACAGACAGAGGAUUCCACCAAACGGGGGAAGCCAGUCAGGAUUUUAUCCAUACCAAGCACUCCACUUACUCCAACAUCCAUGAUGAAGUCAUUUUGACUGGCACUAACUUUGAUGAUAACACACCCACUCGCUUUUACAUGCAGCCCAUGAAAAAACCAGAGGAGUUUAACACUAGAAAGAAUUUUGGGGUUCGGCCAUAUCGGUCGGAAUGGCAAAGUAAUGUUUACUCCACGACUGUGCAGUUUGAGCGUCCUUUUCUAUACAGCGCCAUUACAUGGAGCAGAGGAGGAUGUGAUGCAAAGAACUUCUCCCAGAUUUAUCCCCAGCAACCCCUCCACACAGCAGAGAAAACAAUAAUUGACCCAACUAUCAGCAAGGUGGAUGGAAAGUUUGAGUAUCAAGCUAUUUCCUUGAAGGAGCAGGCUGAGAUUAGAAUAGGAAUUAAAGGAGAUAGGUCUAUUUUGGCCAGUUUUGAGAAGGACAUUGGACCUACUGUCAUCAACUCUAGUAGUUUCACAGGAAAUCUGGAAUGGCAACACUAUACAAGGAGCUGGAACAUCACAGUCAAUGGUACACUACUGAAAUGCCCAGGUUAUCUAACCAUGGAUGUGUAUGACCAGUUCAUGGAAUCCUAUUUUGGAAAGUACGACAUUUUUGUGAAAUGUCCAUCCCCCCAGUUUUCCUUCAGUUUCCUUCUACCAAGAUCAAGAAGUGACACUCCAAAUGUGUUCGCAGUCUUUGUUAAUGACACAAAGGCCUCGCACAAAAUCCUUCUGACCAUGUUAAUCAACCCAACCAACAUCCCUGUUACAACAGAACUUGUUGUUAGAAAACAUGCCACUAACCAGUUUCCAUGGAUGCCAAUUAUUGUCAUACUCAUAUUUUCUGGAAUUCUAGUAACUGUAUUCGUGAUUGCAGCCUUCUGCAUUUCCAGAAUUAGACAAGUUACCACCAAUGAUGUUUUCAAAUAUGCAGGAGUCACUUUCUUAAAGGACGAUGAGAGGUCAAAACAAGAUGAUGGGUCAAGGCCACUGAAGACUCCUAUCUCGCGCAGUGUGACCUGCUGUCUAGUGACUCUCUAUGUUGUUUAUGCUUUGAUGUUUACAUUCUCUGUUUUGUUAGGUGUGUUUUAUAUUGUACAAGGACCUCUCAUUGGAAACUUAACUAUAGUGUCCAAUACCAGUGCUAAAAUUCACCAGGCUGUUGAGCUCAGGUUUCAUAAUAUGCAGGAAUUUGAGAUUUCUGAGAUAUCUCACAUGUACAACCAGACUCGUGAUCGGCUCAGAGCAUGCUCAUACCACAAUCUUCAGGAGAUCAAGAAAAUUGUAGAGCAAAUGCAAGAACAAUUAGAUUCAUUUGUAAAACAUUUCUACAUACAAAACAAAACAAUUGAGAACAUUCUUACCAACACUUUAGAAGAAAAAUCCAAAACUUUGGAAGAAGAACUCUCAGAAUUUUUAAAGGAAUAUAAUAAAACAUUACAAAGUGAAUUUAAAACUGUUCUUUCCAAAUACCAUCAGUUUUUGAAAAGUCUUAUGAAAAAUGAUUGGCUGAAGUUUCCAGAACAGCUUUUCAUUGGUCAGAAGGAAUUGAUUGACAGUAAGCAGGAUAUGGCCCACCUCCUAGGGUUUAUGGACUGGUUGGAGAUUAACCAAGUAGAGGAGACACUUCAUGUUACAGAUGGCAUCAUGAAAACGUUGUCAUCUUCACUCCCAGCAUUGGACUCCAACUUGAAACUUUCCCUAUCAGAUGAUGAUUUAUUGGUUAACUCCAUAGAGGAACUAACUAACCAGCUGACAUCACACAAUUUCCAUAUUCUGGAGAAUGAGUUGAAUUUUAUGCCUUCAAUGGUAAACCAACAUAACUUUUCCUCUUCUAAUCAGGCUAGGAGAGAUUCUUAUUCCUCCACAGCUUCACUGAUAGAGAAGAUGAAGUCUAUUCUGUUUCCAGUGUUCAUUUGUGUGUUUCUAUUCAUGGAUGUGCUUCUUCUGUUGUACCGCUUCACCUGGUUAAGACAAAUGUUCAGAAAAGCCAAGAUGGGCAUAGAGGAAAAAGUGGCUAUGGAUUCUGUGGCAGGGAAAAUUUAUUUCAUUUUGACUGGCAUUGAUGCUGAAAAGCGAGACAAGCCAAGAGAGAGACACUUUAGCUACAGUGAUAGUAAAGAUAUUUAUGAGAGGAAAAAUGAUCUGCUGCAAUAUUUCCAAGGAGGUUCCCCGAAGGGAAAGGAACACAUGUUGCAGCAGAUUUACUCACAGAAGCGUUCCAAGCAAAGAACAACAAUGCCUGCAGUGCAGGAGAAAGUUGACUCAUACACAAUGGUGAAAAAAGUGGCAAGAUUUGUGUAUAAACAUCUGAUUUCUCCUUUACUAUGGAGAAUUGUGCUUGUAGGUGCUUUUAUUUUAAUUAUUUCACUAGUUACCAUGACAACUAAUGACCUUGUCACCAUUGACACUGCUACUUUCCUGAUGGAUACGAAGUCCAUAUUGCCUCAACUCCACAGGCAAAUAGAGAUCUCUAACAACUUGCUGAGUGAUUUUGCUGUGUUAAGCAAUGAAAUGCUGACAGAUUUCCAAACCAAAACAUUCAUGGAAGUGAAUGAUAUUAACUUUUUAUUAGGGCACACUGUACAAAAACAUACCUCCAUUGUUCAAAAUCUUGUUCAAGAACUAUGUUCCAUAGAAAAUGCUUCACCAUGUCAACAAGUCCAGCCCUCAUUAUCUCUCCUAGAAUCUCUACAGACCUGUAACUUUAUGCCAAUUUAUCCACAGUAUCUUCAAGAAUUUCAAGAUGCCACAUUUAUGGAGUAUCUUCAUACUGAGUUACUUCCCUUGGUAGUGACUCUUCGGCAAAUCCUUUUUAACACCUGCUAUAUCCUGUUUGGAUUUGCAUGCCUCAUGCUCAUCAGUCAAAUUUUCAUCCGAGUCAUCCUCUUCUAUCUCCUGAAGACAAAUCGUCUGCCAAAGGUCACCAUGUACCUGGUGUCCAAUGCCAAUGAGUGCUGGAAGGCCAGUCCCAUGAGUCCCCACAGUAGUGUCUACCGCAGUUAUUCUCUGAUAGAGAGUUGUGAAAGUGGCGUUGUGGGGGACAUUGAUGAUCAUUACAGAGAUCCCACUACACUCCACCCCACCACUCAUCCUCAUUAGUACAAAAUAUAGGGAUCCCACUACUCUCCACCCCACCACUCAGCCUUAUUAGUAAAACUAAAGGAAUUCCACUUCACUCCAUCCCAACACACAGCCACAUUCAUGAAUCUACAGGGAUCCCACUACACUCCACCCCACU